AUGGCAGCGUGGUUGGACGGACGGAAAGUUUGCGUCGCUCUUCCUCUCGCAGGGCUGCUGUCUUUUUGCCUUUACAGUAUGAUGUUAACUGAGCCAAAAAGGCGGAUUAAACAGAUACACUACGCCGCCCAAGAUGACGAGAAUUUGUUUGACUUGGACAAUGAUGUAAACAAUUCCUUCAACGAAUUUAAGCCACCUACUCACUUACGGUACUCCUCUGCUGGAAAAAAUGCAACAGAAAGUAGCAUGAGUGACAAACUUGAACGAAGGCCUCGAAAGCGUCUCCCAAAUGCAAUUAUUAUUGGUGUCAGGAAAGGAGGGACUAGAGCACUUUUGGAAUUUUUAAAACUGCACCCUAAGAUUAAAGCGUGUUCAACAGAGGCUCACUUUUUUGACGUUGAGGAGAAUUAUCAGUUCGGGCUUGACUGGUAUAGGCAAAAAAUGCCUAAAUCUUUGCCAGGGGAUAUAACCAUCGAGAAAACGCCAGCUUAUUUUGUGACUGAUAAAGUGCCUGAGCGAGUGCGGCAAAUGUCAACGAAUGUCAAGCUUAUUGUCACCCUUCGCGACCCAACAGAAAGGGCGAUUUCAGAUUAUGUCCAAAUUUCUACGAAGAAGCGUAAAAGGUCACAGUCGUUUGAGGAAUUCAUUACUCAGGGUAAAGAGCAAAAGAUUCUGAAAACGUCAACUAAGACAGUACAAAUUGGAGUGUACGUAAAACAUUUGAGAAACUGGUUGAAGUAUUUUCCUCUGUCGCAACUACAUUUUGUUAGCAUGGAGGAGAUGAAAGUCAAUCCGGCCAAGGAACUGCAAGCAGUAGAAAAGUUUCUUGACAUCGAGCCUUUUAUCAAGAAGGAGCACUUUUAUAUCAACGAAAGCAAACAUUUUCCAUGUGUUACUUUGCCUGACAAGAAGAAAAGCGAAAAGGCGGGGUGUUUGUCGGAGACGAAAGGAAGACCACACCCUACUGUGAGAAAUGAUAUCCGCACUCUUUUGCAAAACUAUUAUCGGCCUUAUAACUUGGAACUAUAUAAGGAAGCGCAAAGAGAUUUUCACUGGCCAUAG
This is a messenger RNA of Porites evermanni, 1062 nucleotides long. The record is from the annotation of a GenBank genome assembly. Lineage: Eukaryota; Metazoa; Cnidaria; Anthozoa; Scleractinia; Poritidae.